GGCCGGCUGGCCGCGAUGUCCGGCGCCGAGGAGGCCGGCGGGGGUGGUCCGGCUGCUGGGCCCGCGGGUGCUGUGCCGGCCGGGGUUGGGUUAGGGGCCGGGCCUGGGGCUGUCGCGGGGCCGGCUGCGGCGGCUCUGGGCGAGGCGGCGGGGCCCGGGAUCCCGGACGAGGCGGGCCUGGCCGGCGCUCGGCAGCUGCAAGAGGCGGCCGGCGACCCCGACGCGCCGCCCAAGAAGCGGCUGCGGGCGGCCGAGGCGGCCGAAGCGGCGGCGGCGGCGGUGGCAGCGGGCAGCGGAAAGCUGGAGGAACGGCUCUACUCGGUGCUGUGUUGCACCGUGUGCCUGGACCUGCCCAAGGCUUCCGUGUACCAGUGCACUAACGGUCACUUGAUGUGCGCUGGCUGUUUUAUCCACCUACUAGCAGAUGCCCGGCUGAAGGAGGAGCAGGCCACGUGUCCCAACUGUCGCUGUGAGAUCAGUAAGAGCCUCUGCUGCCGGAACCUGGCUGUGGAGAAAGCUGUGAGCGAGCUGCCUUCAGAGUGUGGCUUCUGUCUGCGUCAGUUUCCUCGCUCCCUCCUAGAGAGGCACCAGAAAGAGGAAUGCCAGGACAGGGUGACACAGUGCAAGUACAAGCGUAUUGGCUGCCCAUGGCACGGCCCUUUCCAUGAGCUGACAGUGCAUGAAGCUGCAUGUGCUCACCCAACCAAGACAGGCAAUGAGCUGAUGGAGAUCCUGGAUGAGAUGGACCAGAGCCACCGCAAGGAGAUGCAGCUCUACAACAGCAUCUUCAGCCUGCUCAGCUUUGAGAAGAUUGGCUACACAGAGGUUCAGUUCCGGCCUUAUCGCACUGAUGACUUCAUCACACGUCUGUACUAUGAAACACCACGGUUCACAGUACUGAACCAGACAUGGGUCCUGAAGGCUCGUGUGAAUGACUCGGAGCGCAACCCCAACCUGUCGUGUAAGCGCACACUUUCCUUCCAGCUACUCCUCAAGAGCAAGGUCACAGCGCCCCUGGAGUGCUCUUUUCUUCUGCUCAAGGGCCCAUAUGAUGAUGUGAGGAUCAGUCCUGUCAUCUACCACUUUGUCUUCACCAAUGAGAGCAAUGAGACAGACUAUGUACCACUGCCCAUCAUCGACUCUGUGGAGUGCAACAAGCUGCUGGCCGCCAAGAACAUUAACCUGCGGCUUUUCCUGUUCCAAAUACAGAAGUAGAAUGGACCCAAGACCCCUGAGGAGCAGAGGGCCGCAGUCCAGUAGUGCUGUCCCACCCAUCCCUGGCUUGGCAGCAGCUUCACACAACUAUCGGAUCAUUUUAGCAGAGGAGGAGAACAAACAAAAUCAAACACUUGAGAAAGUCUGCAUGCGUGUGCAACGGGGUCCCUGCCUCUGGCUCACCUUCCUCCCCUUUGCCUCCCACCUCCUGCAGGCAGCCAGAGGCUGGGCUGACCACAGUGGAAACAGUACUCUGGCCUCCUCAGGUACAGGUGGUGAGGAGGGCAAGAAGCCAACCACCCUUACCCAAUCUCCCAUCCGCACAUCGAGGUGGCACGGUGGUUCCCUGGCCGGGCUCAGGGGCCCUGGCUGACUUCAGACAGCAUAUUUGAUUGCAAUUAAAAAGGCAGCCUUGUUUCCUA
This is a messenger RNA of Acomys russatus (golden spiny mouse), 1637 nucleotides long. RefSeq names its product cysteine and histidine-rich protein 1. Gene Ontology annotation, molecular function: zinc ion binding. Gene Ontology annotation, cellular component: nucleus. Bases 16 to 1215 code for a protein of 399 amino acids. The transcript is spliced from 4 exons. Lineage: Eukaryota; Metazoa; Chordata; Mammalia; Rodentia; Muridae. The record is from RefSeq and is a predicted model, not a curated record.